Messenger RNA from Monoraphidium neglectum, 3411 nucleotides. RefSeq lists its product as hypothetical. Gene Ontology annotation, molecular function: phosphatidylinositol binding. NCBI's taxonomy places the organism in Eukaryota, Viridiplantae, Chlorophyta, Chlorophyceae, Sphaeropleales, Selenastraceae. The record is from RefSeq and is a predicted model, not a curated record. The transcript is spliced from 17 exons. The coding region runs from base 1 to 3411 and encodes 1136 amino acids.
AUGCCGCAUGAAGACGACCCUUUCAGCGACCUGGCGGCAGGCCUGACGCCCACUCUCCCUGUCAGCGCUCCCAGCGGGCAGCCCGUGUCACCCCUUGGCGCCGGUCACGCCCCACCCGGCGCGGCCCCCGCUGGCGACGACGCCGCGCCCGAUCCCGCAGCCCGGUUCGCGGCGCACGUCGCCGCGGCAUACAGCAGCGACCAGCCGUCCUUGCUGUCGGCGCUGGCCAUGGCCAACAUCCCAUUGGACGACUCGCCGUCCCCGAGCUUCACCGACGUGGCGCCUGCGGCGUCGCCGAGCGGCGGCGGCGCCUCGGCGCUGCCUGAACACCCGGCGCCGGGCCCCGCCACAGCGCCGCCCGCGCCCGCGUCGGACGGCGGCGGCGCAGGCGCGCCUUUGGACGGCGCGGCGCUGCUGGACGAGCUGCUGCAGGCCAGCGCCAGCCAGGCGGGGCCACCCCUCAAGAUCAGCAUCAGGGACCCUGAGCGGGUGGAGGUGUCGCGCAUGGGUGUCCCCGUGGGGGCGUUCCUCACUUACCUCGUCCGAACCGAGUCGCCGGAGCAGCCCGGAAAGGUUGUGGAGGUGCGGCGGCGGUUCACUGACUUUGACCAGCUGCACAAGGUCCUGAAGGAGCGCAACAGGGGCUUCUUCUUCCCGCCGCUCCCUGAGAAGGCUUUUUUCGAGUCCAGGCUCGGGUGGACCGACAACCUCGUGAAAGUGCGGCGCGUCGACCUGCAGGCGUACAUGCGCACGAUCUCAGGCCACCCGGUGCUGCGGGCCUGCGAGGAGCUGCGGCUCUUCCUGUCGCACCCGGACGACCUCUCAGCCUGCGCCCGCUGGCAGCAGAUGCUGCAGCACCCCGCGGGCGACGCGCUGAGGGCGGCCCUCUCGGGGCUCGGGAGGGAGGGCAACGCGGAGAGGGCGCUCGACCGGUCCCUCAGCGGCGGCCUGGGCGGCGGCGGCGGCGGCGGCGGGCCGUCCGCCAACGGGGCUGCGGCCGCCGGCGGUGGCGGCGGCGGCGGCGGGGGUGGGCUGUCGUUCAGGAUGUUGCGGGUGAAGCAGAGCCUGAUGGGCGUGGUGGCUCAGAAGACCCGGCGGCCGCAGGCCGCGCUGCCGCCGGAUGAGGCGCAGCUGCGGCAGGCGAAGGAGCAUUUCAAGGAGCUCAUGGUGCACCUGUCAAACGCCUCAGCCACGGCGCGGUCCCUGGUCAGCAACAUGGAGGCACUCUGCGAGGACGUCGGGGCGCUGGGGAAGGGCUUUGGCGCGAUGGCGCGCUUCGAGGAGGCCAGCUCCAGCAUCAGCGGGCAGUACACGCCGUGCGGCCACGCGGCGACGCGGCGGGCGGCCGACCUGCAGCGGGUCGGGACCGCCACGGGUCACGCGCACGGCGUCAUGAAGACGUUUGCCCUGCGCACCGCGGCCAGCCUGGUCUUCCUCCAUGACUACCACGUGUUGGUCCCCGAGGCCAUCUCUGCCCUGGAGGAGCGCGAGGCGGCCCUGGCCGUGGUGGAGCUGCUGCGGGAGGAGCUCGCCGACAAGGACGCCGCGCUCACCAGGGCGCAGCAGCACGCGGCGGCGGCGGGGGCGGCGCACUCGUCGCAGCAGCAGCAGCAUCAGCCGUACGGCGCGGAGCGGGGCUGGCCGGGGCUGCUGCCGGGGUCGCCGCCGCAGGGCCGGCAGGACCAGGUGGCGGCGCAGCUGCGGGGCGCGGUGUCGCAGCUCCAAUCCGGGGUGACGCAGCUGCAGGCGGGCGCGCAGGAGAAGAAGGCGGCGCAGCUGGCCGGGGCUGUCACGCAGCUGCAGGUGCGGGGGCGCGGCGCGGCGGCGCAGCGGUGCGGCGGCGCGGCGGAGCAAAUUGAGGCUGCCCAGGCGCACUACGAGCUGCUCAAGAGCCGCAACCUGUCAGAGCUGGAGCGCCUCAACCUCGAGAGGGCCGAAGACUUUGGGACGGCCCUGGCGCACUUUUCGAGGGUGCAGGCCCAGCUGGCGGCCGCGGUGGCCGAGGUUAGCGUCGAUGAUCCCAAUCGUGAUGCUGUGCGGCCGUCGGCCGCCUCCCUCGCCUUCCCUGUGUAUGUGGAUGGCCGGGAGGUCUCAAGGCGGGCGGCGGACUUUGACCAGCUGCACAAGCUGCUGAGGCGGCAGUACAGGGGCUUCUUCUUCCCGCCCUCCCCGGUCAGGAGCAAGCCGGCGCCCGGGUCGCGCGCGGCGCGGCGCCAUGCGUCCAUCCAAGAGCGGCGGAUGGAGCUCCAGGUGUUCCUGCGCGCCAUCGUCGGCCACCCCGCCCUCCGCUCCUCAGAAGAGCUGCGCCUCUUCCUGCUGCACCCCGACGACCUCGCGACCUGCGCGCGCUGGCAGGAGCUGCGGCGGCGGCCGCAGCCCGAGGGCGCCCGCGCGCUGCUGGCCGGCCUCGAGUUGGGCGAGGACACCCCGGCGCCCUGCCCCUCUCCCUGCAGCAGCGCCGGCGGCGGCCGCCGCAGCGACUGGAGCUUCACGAGCGCCGCCAGCAGCAGCAGCGGCGGCGGCGGCAGCGGCGCCUUUGCGGUCGGCAGCGGCCCGUCGGUGCUCGGCCGUGGGAUGGUCGGGCUGUCGUUCACCUCGAUGCGCGCGAAGCACUCGCUGCGGGGGAUGCUGGCGCGCACCCCCGAGCAGCCGCAGUCGCCGCAGGAGAUGGAGCUGAGGCAGGCAAAGGACAUGCUGAGGCACCUGCUGGAGCACCUGACAGUCGCUGGCGCGGCGGCCGAGGCAGUGGUCGACCGCAUGGAGGGUCUCUGCGAGGACAUGCGCGCGCUGGGGGAGGGCAUGGCGGCGAUGGCGGCGUUCGGUGACAUCACUGGGCGCGACGGUGACAUCUGCGGUGCCGAGGGAGGGCCCGACGCGGCAGAGCGGACCGACUCAAUGUCGCGCCAGGCCAACAAGGCACUGCAGGCGUUUGCGCAGAAGACGAGCGCCGGCCUGGCCUUCCUGAGGGAGUGGCAGGUGUUGGUCCCCGAGGCCAUCUCAGCUCUGGAGGAGCGCGAGGCGGCCCUGGCCGUGGUGGAGCUGCUGCGGGAGGAGCUCGCCGACAAGGACGCCGCGCUGACCAGGGCGCAGCAGCACGCGGCGGCGGCGCUGCGGCGGGCCGGCGCGCGGGGCGGCGAGGCCGAGGCGGAGGCCGCGGCGGGGGACGGGUUUGCGAUGGCGGCGGUUCAGGAGAAGCUGGCGGCGCAGCUGGCUCUGGAGGUUGAGGAUAUUAGGGAGCGCCUGCAGGCGGCCCUCACCCUCUACGAGCUGCUCAAGGGCCGCAACCUGUCAGAGCUGGAGCGCCUCAACCUCGAGAGGGCCGACGGCUUCACGGCGGCGCUGCGCAAGUUCUCGGGGGUCCAGGCGCAGCUGGCGGCCGCCGUCGCCGAUGCCUGGAGCACGGCUGCCUGA